Cylicocyclus nassatus is the source of this 727-nucleotide messenger RNA. NCBI's taxonomy places the organism in Eukaryota, Metazoa, Nematoda, Chromadorea, Rhabditida, Strongylidae. The record is from the annotation of a GenBank genome assembly.
AUUGAAGCAUUAAGCGAUGGUCGCUUCCUACGUUUUUGCGAUCACAAUAGCUUCAUUAACGGCGUCGUCGACGGAAGAUGCUAAUGUGUGCAGAGCCAGACGUUGUUCCAUCGAAGGAGGAGAAAAGUCAGAAAAUGCUGAUACGUACAAAUUCCUUUAUAGCAGGAAAGGAAUGAAUGCGCCUACAUCGGCAGAACUACCCGUUCCAACUUCUGUUGAAAAUCAAAUUUGUUCAUCCAACGUCGGAAUGACGGACACGCUAAGGAGCCAGUUUCUCGAUAUGCAUAACUAUCGCAGGAGUUUGCUUGCUCUGGGUAAAGUUAAAAGAGAUGAUAAUAGUUAUCUGCUACCCGCAACAAACAUGCUGCAACUGAGGUACGACUGUGCAUUAGAAGCUGCUGCUCUCGCUUAUGCUAGUAAAUGCCCAUCACAUGGAUCGAAUGUUGAAACUAGAAGGGAUGAGGGUGAAAACUUCUAUAAAAUCCCUUCGAAUGGACUUGCGAAUUUUGAAGAUGGGGCCAAAGCGGCAGUGCUAGCGUGGUGGGACGCAUAUCGCAAUUACCCUGACAUAGCGGAAAGUACAAUAUUUCGGAUGAACUAUGUCGGAUCCAAGGUGACCAGUUUUACUCAGAUGGCAUGGGCUAAGUCGAGAAAAUUGGGUUGUUCCAUUGUGAAGUGUCUAUCAAAUUACAUAGUCAUAUGCCGAUAUUCUCCACGGUAUGUUUGA